This is a messenger RNA of Polypterus senegalus (gray bichir), 1694 nucleotides long. RefSeq names its product core histone macro-H2A.1. Gene Ontology annotation, molecular function: structural constituent of chromatin; DNA binding; protein heterodimerization activity. NCBI's taxonomy places the organism in Eukaryota, Metazoa, Chordata, Cladistia, Polypteriformes, Polypteridae. Gene Ontology annotation, biological process: nucleosome assembly. The coding region runs from base 183 to 1298 and encodes 371 amino acids. The record is from RefSeq and is a predicted model, not a curated record. The transcript is spliced from 9 exons. Gene Ontology annotation, cellular component: nucleosome.
GUACAGUGCGGCAUAUGCCAUCAAGCUCAGGCUGCACGGCCUUAUGAUUUCGGUCGCUGUGGAUUGUGGGAAUCAAAGACACUGCCCCAUCUCGUGCUAUUUUAUUGGAGCAGUAGGGAAGGCUGUCCGUAGACAUAUUGCUGUGUAUUUUCUGUUGAAGGAAUCAUACUGGCUGGGGCACUAUGUCUAGCCGAGGAGGAAAGAAGAAGACCACAAAAAUAUCUCGAUCGGCAAAGGCCGGCGUCAUAUUUCCUGUUGGCAGAAUGCUACGCUACAUAAAGAAAGGUCAUCCCAAGUACAGAAUUGGGGUGGGUGCACCAGUAUAUAUGGCGGCUGUCCUGGAAUACCUUACAGCUGAGAUCUUAGAGCUGGCAGGUAAUGCUGCACGGGACAAUAAGAAAGGUCGUGUAACGCCUAGACACAUUCUUCUGGCAAUUGCCAAUGAUGAAGAACUAAACCAGUUAUUGAAGGGUGUUACCAUAGCUGCUGGAGGUGUUUUGCCCAACAUUCACCCUGAGCUUCUGGCAAAAAAGAGGGGCUCAAAGGGUAAGCAGGAUGCUGUUAUCACACCUUCACCCGCCAAGAAAUCCAAAGUGUCCACAGCAAAGAAAGGCACAGGAAAGAAAGGUGGCAAGAAAAGUGCAGGAAAGUCUAAGAAGAAGAAAAGUUUAGCUAGCAAGUCUGCUACUGCAGACAGCACAACAGAUGGCACCCCAGGUGAUGGAUUCACAGUCCUUUCCACCAAGAGUCUCUUUUUAGGACAGAAGCUGAACCUUAUUCACAGUGAAAUCAGUAACUUGGCUGGCUUUGAUGUUGAGGCGAUUAUCAAUCCGACCAAUGCAGAUAUUGACCUUAAAGAUGAUCUAGGCCAUGCCUUGGAGAAGAAGGGCGGAAAGGAAUUUGGCGAAGCUGUCAGCGAGUUACGGAAAAAGAAUGGUCCCUUGGACAUAGCAGGAGCGGCGUUAAGUGCUGGUCACGGUCUGCCUGCUAAGUUUGUAAUACAUUGCAACAGUCCGGGUUGGGGCUCAGACAAGUGUGAGGAGCUCCUUGAGAAGACAGUGAAGAAUUGCCUAGCUCUGGCAGAUGAAAAGAAGCUCAGGUCGAUUGCAUUCCCUUCUAUUGGUAGUGGAAGAAAUGGCUUUCCAAAGCAAACAGCAGCCCAGCUGAUCCUUAAAGCUAUUUCCAGCUACUUUGUCUCCACAAUGUCGUCUUCAAUCAAGACCGUUUACUUUGUGCUUUUCGACAGUGAGAGUAUAGGCAUCUACGUGCAGGAAAUGGCUAAGCUGGAUGCUAAUUAAACCACAAUCCUGUCCUUGUGUAUCGCCAGAGUUUCAAUACAAAUUUAGUCUUGUCUGACAUCCCAGGCUCUGUUUACAUAUUUAAAAAAGAAGAUAUAAAAAAACCUGAUAUUUUUUUUUUUCUACCUAAGCUAUUUUUUCCCUGCUGGGUCAAAAUGAAAGUGCUGGGUUUCUAAAUAGAAGUGUGCUUUAAAAGAAUGCCUGCGACAUGGCGGGGUGAAUUCUGCACUGUAUGAAGGGUAGCCUUCAAAUCCUUUCCUAAUUUUUAUUUUUCUUAAGGCUCUAUUGGUGGUUGGAAUCCUGGUUAUUUGUGCGGAAGGAAAACAGAAGGAACAUUUUGUAACUGUGUUUGUGAUACUGUGUCCUGCACUGAUUCAUUAAAAAAGGUUCUGCUGA